Molecule: messenger RNA, 2331 nt
Organism: Nerophis lumbriciformis (worm pipefish)
Lineage: Eukaryota; Metazoa; Chordata; Actinopteri; Syngnathiformes; Syngnathidae
Product: E3 SUMO-protein ligase ZBED1-like
Molecular function (GO): DNA binding
Source: RefSeq, a predicted model, not a curated record
ACACACGUCACAUACGUAUACGUCCUCUCCCAGCAGAGAGCGAGGUAGCGGCAUGGCUAACGUUAGCUGUGAUGCUAGCGCAGCCGCUAAGGUGCGCGCCUGCUCAAGCGUCCUCUUAUGGCGUCACAUUUAAGGCUGAAACGACGCGUCGACGUAGUCGACGUCAUCGGUUACGUAAAUACGUCGACGUCAUUUUUGUGCGUCGGCGCGUCGCAUAUUUACGUCACACCACUGACAUGGCGGAGCGCAGAGCAAACGAUGCGAGCGAGGGGAAAAAAACACGCCAAAAGUCGUCAAAAGUGUGGGAGUAUUUUAAUAAACGGCCUAAUAAUGUUGUUUUAUGCACACUGUGUCGAGCGGAAAUGGCGUAUCACAGCAGCACAACGGCUAUGAACGAGCAUCUAAAAAGAAAACAUCCGACAGCGUUCUUCCCAUCACCAUCAACGAGUCAAUCAUCCGCCAAACGACAAAGCAGUGUCCAGGAUUUUUUUCCAAAGAGGCAUGGGACUGAAUGCACACCCCAAGUGGCCGCUGACCUGACUGAUGGUGUCCUGGAAAUGAUGGUCAUAGACAUGAGGCCAUUAAAUAUGGUAGAAGGGGAAGGGUUUCAAAAAAUGAUCAAACGGUUUCACUCUGGCUACACACUACCAUCAAGAACCCACUUCACUAAGCUUAUGGAGCAAAAAUACACAAAGAAAAUGAAAGAAGUCAAAGCAAUCCUGAAAAAUGUGAAAGGAAAACUGACACUCACAACUGAUGCAUGGACAAGUAUGGCCACUGAAGCUUACCUUGGUGUCACCAUUCACUUUGUUAAUGAUGAGUGGGAGCUUACCUCAAUUAACUUGACAACAAUGCCCCUCAAUGAAAAGCACACUGCAGAAAACAUUGCCUCUUGGAUUGAGGAUGUUGUCAAUAAGUUUGAAAUAAACAUAAAACUAGUACAAGUCAUUGUACAUGACAAUGCUGCAAAUGUUGUUGCAGCUUUAAGAGUUCUUGAGGAAAGACAUGGUGUUUCAUCCCUCAGAUGUGUUGGCCAUACUCUACAGCUUGUAGUUAACCAUGCUCUAAAGGACAACCACAUCAGCAGAGCUUUAGGAGCAGCAAGAAGUUUGGUCGAGCACUUCAGAAAAAGUGAGCUAUCCAGUACAAAACUAAAGGUUAAGCAAAAACAAAUGGGUUCUCCAGACCACAGCCUCAUACAAGAUGUGUCUGUGAGAUGGAACAGUUCCUUUUACAUGAUUAGUCGCCUGCUUGAGCAGAGGUGGCCAAUAACAGCAACUCUGUCAGAUCCGGAGGUCACUCAAAGAGGGAAGCAUUUUCUGGAUCUUAAGGCUGACCAGUGGAGCUUGCUUGAAGAACUUGAACAAGUUCUGAAACCUUUUGAAUGUGCAACUGUGUACCUGAGUGGAGAAUCUUAUGUAACAGUUUCCGCUGUCCCUCUGCUGGUCAAAGGGCUUCGGAAGGCUACACAAACUGCUUUUGAAAAUGCAUCAAUCAAGUGUUUCCAGGUCACUGCUGCACGUGAGAUAACAUCCAGGUGGGAAGCCGAGACCACAUUCAAAGAUGAUGGACCAAAUGUGUGCAUAUUAGCAGCUGCACUUGACCCACGAUUCAGGAAGCUGAAAUUCCUGACUGCAGAUGAGUGUUUAAAAGUUCAAUAAAAGCUGCAUGCAAUAGUUCUGGAGGAGAAAAGAAGGGAAAAGGAGACACACGCUCAACAGGGCACAGCAAUGCAAGUGGAAAGACCAGAUGCUGACAGGCGGCCUGUAUCUUUACUAGACACACUUCUUGGCUCAGAUUCAGAUGAACUCAGCAACAAUGAGGAAGACAACAAUGACAGUAAUGAUGCUGAAAUGGUCAGAAACGAGUUAGUGUCUUAUUUUGGAGAAUCCCCCAUUUCCAAGGAUGAAAACCCAUUAAAAUGGUGGAAAGAACAUCAGGCAAGGUUUCCAAAUCUGGCAAUGCUGGCUCGGUCUUACCUCUCAGUUCCAGCCACAUCGACCCCUUCUGAGCGCCUAUUUUCAGCUGCUGGGAAUAUUGUAAACAAGAAAAGAACCAGCCUCACCCCAGAGCAUGUAGACAUGCUAACCUUUCUUCAUUACAACUGUUAGUCACUCACUGGAAUGAGUAGAAUUGGUUAUAGUGUACUGUGUUGGACUGGAUGUUUAUUUUGCACAUUUUAAAAGCAAUACUUAAUGUUUACAGUGCUCCAGAAUAUUUAGAUUGGCACAAAUGUUUACAGUGUUACAGAAUGUUUUGCCAUGUUUUCAAUGUUGACUGAGUGGCCAUACUUUUUUUUUUUGGAAAUAAAAGCCAUGCCUUUUGAAAAAA